Molecule: messenger RNA, 486 nt
Organism: Plasmodium malariae
Lineage: Eukaryota; Apicomplexa; Aconoidasida; Haemosporida; Plasmodiidae
Product: conserved Plasmodium protein, unknown function
Exons: 2
Coding region: 1-486 (161 amino acids)
Source: RefSeq, a predicted model, not a curated record
AUGGAAGACUUUAAUAACGUUCAUAACGUUGACAAUGCUGACUAUGUUGAGAGUACUGACCAUGUUUCCAGCCCUUAUGCAAAAAAUAAUAUAAAUUACAAUGCAUUUGAUGAAAAGGAUGUCGAAGCAAAUCAGAAUAAUGCAAAUGUCAUUAAUAGCUUAGUGGGGAAAAUUAUAUCAGAAAAAUACUUGUCUGAUUUUAUAAAUGAAGAGAUAUUUUUUAUAGGAGAAGUUGUUGGAAUAGAAGAUAAUAAAAUUAGCCUAAAAUCAGUAAAUGGCAAAUGUGUCGAGUGUGUCAUCCAAGACAGGAAUUUCAAAGCACAUACAAAAUACGUAGGCAUAAAAGGUACCGUAUCAGAUGACUUAAAAAUAAUUGAAACAAGAGGAGUAAUAUUCUUAGAAGAUAUUAAUUUCGAAAUAGUUAAUGAGUAUAUAAAUAUUUAUAUGCAAAAUAUAAACUCAGAUGUUUUUUUAUCAUCCUACUAG